Prorocentrum cordatum is the source of this 274-nucleotide messenger RNA. The record is from the annotation of a GenBank genome assembly. NCBI's taxonomy places the organism in Eukaryota, Dinophyceae, Prorocentrales, Prorocentraceae.
GUCUGCCCCCACCCAGCUCGGGUUGGCAGCGGGCCGCGGUGCUGACGCCAGCGUCCGGAGGCCGUCCGCCGACGGCCGCCCCGCGCUGGCAUCGUCGCCCGCCGCGCCGCGGCAGGGCGCCCGCGGGAGCCGGCGGACCUCGUACGAUCCGUUGGAUCAUCGAGGGCGGAGCGAGCCACGCAGGUCGUCACAGCAGGAGCCCGCCGUACAAGGACGAGCGCACGGCGGCGGGCGUCGGGCGCAGGGCCCUCGAACUGAGAGCUUGGACGAUUGA